Molecule: messenger RNA, 6243 nt
Organism: Rhinolophus ferrumequinum (greater horseshoe bat)
Lineage: Eukaryota; Metazoa; Chordata; Mammalia; Chiroptera; Rhinolophidae
Gene: DCAF17
Product: DDB1 and CUL4 associated factor 17
Exons: 14
Coding region: 250-1836 (528 amino acids)
Biological process (GO): protein ubiquitination
Cellular component (GO): Cul4-RING E3 ubiquitin ligase complex
Source: RefSeq, a predicted model, not a curated record
CAGCCGGGUCCAGAGGCUGAGCGUGUUUGGAGGGCAGGCCGGAAAGGGGGUGUCUUUUCUUUCCCUCUUCUCGGUGUUCGGGCGGCGCUGACUCUGUCUUCCCUCCCCCCACUGCCGCGUGCCCCGUCUGGCUUCUCCGUGUUAAGUUUUUCCUGGUUCCCGUAGAGAGUUGGGGCCUCAAAGGUCCGAAGUAGCGACCGCUGCCCCGCGCAAGAGUUAGGGGCGCGCCCCUCAUAGGCCCUUGCCUCGAUGGGUCCAACCCGAAAGCCCAACGUGUGCCACCGGCUGAGUCGCCGGGCGCUGGGCUUCUUCUCGCGCGACGCAGGCGUGGUGCAGAGGACGAACCUGGGCAUCCUGCGGGUGCUGGUGUGCCAGGAAAGUACUAAAUUUAAGAAUGUUUGGACAACUCAUUCCAAGUCACCUAUAGCCUAUGAGAGAGGAAGAAUAUAUUUUGAUAAUUAUCGGUGCUGUAUCAGCAGUGUUGCAUCACAGCCAAGAAGACUUUAUGAAAUGCCAAAAUGUUCCAAAUCAGAAAAAAUAGAGGAUGCUUUACUGUGGGAAUGCCCAGUGGGGGAAAUGCUGGCCAGUCCAUCAGAUUAUAAAUCCUCACUCAUAGCACUGACUGCUCAUAACUGGCUACUUCGUAUAUCAGCAACUACAGGAAAAGUCCUUGAGAAAAUAUAUCUUGCCUCAUAUUGCAAAUUCAGAUAUUUGAGCUGGGACACUCCUCAAGAAGUCAUUGCAGUCAAGUCAGCCCAGAACAAAGGCUCAGCUUUGGCCCGGCAGACAGGCAUUCAACAGCCUGUUUUGCUGUACCUUGCAGUGUUCCAUGUUCUACCUUUUUCACUCAUAGGGAUUCUGGAGAUCAGCAAAAAGAUUUUCGGGAAUGUUACAGAUGCUACCUUAUCUCAUGGAAUACUGAUUGUGAUGUACAGCUCGGGACUGGUCAGACUCUACAGCUUCCAAGCCAUCACUGAACAGUUCAUGCAACAGAAACUUGACUUAGGGUGUGCAUGCAGAUGGGGUGGGACUACUGGAACUGUAGGAGAGGCUCCUUUUGGCAUUCCUUGUAAUAUUAAAAUCACAGACAUGCCACCACUGCUCUUUGAGGUAUCCUCCCUGGAGAACGCCUUUCAGAUUGGAGGCCAUCCUUGGCACUACAUCAUCACACCUAAUAAGAAGAAACAGAAAGGAGUUUUCCAUAUUUGUGCCCUUAAAGACAAUUCCUUGGCAAAAAAUGGGAUCCAAGAAAUGGAAUGUUGCUCUCUAGAAUCUGAUUGGAUCUAUUUUCAUCCUGAUGCUUCUGGUAGAAUAAUACAUGUUGGCCCAAAUCAGGUCAAAGUUUUAAAGCUAAAUGAAGUAGGAAAUAAUAGUGCCCAGCACCAGAUCUCUGAAGAUUUUGUCAUUUUGGCCAACAGAGAGAACAAAAAAGAAAACUUACCCACUAUUACAGCUUCUGGACGGGUGGUAAAAAAAAGUUUUAACCUUCUGGAUGACGACCCAGAACAAGAGACUUUCAAGAUUGUGGACUAUGAAGACGAGUUGGAUUUGCUUUCUGUGGUAGCUGUUACCCAAAUAGACGCUGAAGGAAAAGCUCACCUGGAUUUCCACUGUAAUGAAUAUGGAACUUUACUGAAAAGCAUUCCACUAGAGGAGUCAUGGGAUGUGACAUACAGCCAUGAAGUCUACUUUGACAGAGACUUGGUGCUUCACAUAGAACAGAAACCCAGCAGGGUCUUCAGCUGCUAUGUUUACCAGAUGGUAUGUGACCCUGGAGAAGAAGAAGAAACCACAAAUAGAAGCUCCGAAAAAGAGGGAGAUAAUUUUAAAUUUUGAGAUGUAACUUAUGAGACUUUUAGCCAAGUACCCCAGUAGCUGUGUCCAGUCCUCCUUUUUAUUAUCCACUUAGCAAGUUCUCCAGUAUUUUCCAGAAAAGAUCUUGUAUUGACUUCAGACGAUUGUAACUUCUUUUUUGAACUCUUGCCAUACAAGGUGGUGAGGACUGCAUUUUAUAUAAAGGAUUUUUAGAAUACGGUCACAGGAAGUCUAGCAUUUUAGAGCUCUUAGGUAGGUGGUGAUAUAAACAUACAAUGUUGGGAGCAGAGAAGGGCAGGUUAAUUCCAAUUGAUGGGGAGGUAUUUAACAUGGUUCUUAAAGGAUGGUAUGGCAUUUGAUCGGUAAGACUAGGAAGAGAGACAAAAAGGAAGAUACAAAAGAUAAAGAAAGAAAUCCUGUGUCCUUUAUACCAAACUUUGCUUAAGGAUGAGAAAUGAGAUCUAUAAUGUGAAAGCAUACUUUUGAGCCAAAAAUGUGUGAUCACAGGUUGUUUUUUUUUAAAUCUUAUAUAUAUGUGUGUGUUUUGUAUUUGUAUAUAGUAUCAGGAAAUGGCUCUAGUUCCCAAAUUAUGUUUUCUUCCAUGGUUUUAUUCUCUUGGCUUGAUGUUCCCGUUGAUUAUUUAUAUUUCUAUUUUAGACUAGUGUUCAAGAGUCCAAGCAAACUUGAAGUAAAAUGUUUUCCAACAUAUACCCUGUUUAGCUCUUAAUACAUCUAAAAAUGUUCUGUUCAUUUCACCAUUCUGUUUAUUUGGUGUGUCUUCCAAUUCUGCUUCGGCAAUAUUUUCAUACCUAUGCAGUAAGAUAAAGGUGGGGCACACCAGUUCUGCUCCCUGUAGAAGAGUACAGAGUCCUGGGAGUAGCUUGGAACUGACUGCUAAGCUGAAAAAGCUUUUGGCUUUGUCUUAGUUAUGAAAUGAGUAUUUUUUCUUCUUUUUUAGAACUGAUCUCAAUAUGAUCUAUGAACUCAGAUAAUCAUUUUUAAGAAUGUUAAAUAAAAACAAUCUAAGGGAGAAAAUAUUUCUUUGUGCUUCCUGUUUCAGAAAUCCAGUUGCUGGUAAUCCACAUGUUCAGCACAUUUCUCUGAUGCAACCUCAAAAAGAAUAGUUAGUAAAAAUAGAAGAGGAGGAAAAAACAUUAAAAAUCUUUGCUGAUCCAAAUUUAAGGUUAAAAUGAGGGAUUUUUAGCUUGGAUGAGUUACAUAAAAAUCCCUCAGUUUUUCCUUCAGUUUUGGCCUGCUUCCAUGUUAAGAGUAAUGUGAAUUCUGCCCUGUUCUGCCCUGGAAGUUUGCAGAUAAAUUUCAAGCUUAUUAUGAUCAACAGGGCUGAGGAGAGAGAGUUAUUAGCUAUUCCCAAAGUCAAGAAAUUCGUAGCAGAGUCCAUAAUUUCAAAGAAAUAAAGGGAACAAACCCAAAACCAUCUUUUGUGCAACAGAAAAGAAGAUUGGUAACAUUUUAGAAUAAGGGAAAAUAUUUAUAUGUGGGCUGAAAAUAUAAUCUUUCUGAAUCUGCUCCUAUGUAUUAUAACCAUUUGGGAAAGUAGAAGUGAUUAUUACCUCAUGAGCAAGAUGAUAAAACUGUCUUCAUAUAUUAAAUUCUAAUACCUUUACAUGCACUAAUUGAAAAAUCCAUUCUCAUUUUAUGCAUAUUUAACAGUACUUUUUAAUAUAGUAUUUGAAGCUUUCAGAGCAUUUUGGAGACAUGAUGUGAUUACAAAGCAGUUGAAUAGUUACAGUGUGCUGGAUAUAGCCCCAAACUUCCAAUUAGACACUAGCUAAACAGUCCUGCCCAGUUAAUUUAAAUCUUGAAAGAGAGUAAAAAUACCAGAGAAAAGAAAGAAAUCAGUGUUGUGUGGGUUUCAAAGGAGAUGCAGUGCUAUAAUAAAGCAUAAAGCCUACUCUCCAUUUCCAAAAGUGUUUCAGAAAAGGAUGUCUGAAGACUUAAAUCCUGUCAGAUAUUUUCAAAAAGGGGUUUAUUGAGUUCCCCUUCUCCUUUAAGUUAGUCUUCUUUUGAUGAAAUGCUUAAAAGGAACUCAUUUUCUCAGCAAGGCAUCUGAGAGCCGCAAUUCCUUCCUGCUUUGUUGGUGAGGUUGUGUGGAAUACUUCUAGUCUAGGUAUGAACUGACCACUGAGAAACUCCUAAUGUCUCACCAUUGCCAACAUCAGACUAGACCAGGAUCCAAAUGCCAUGUGGGCCAGGCAGGAAAGGUACUUAGUGUGAAUGACAGCAGGGAGUUGUGGGCCAUGGAACAAACGGAGGGCUAUGCCCCAACUGAAAGAACACGCUGCUACUGCUUCAUUUCAGGCAACUGUAACAUUAUGUGGGAAUGUGGGCUGCAUGAUUGUUAACAGGAUGGUUGAUAAAAAGAUGGCAAAAGAUACAGAUGAUAGCAAGGAUUGUGGAAAAUUAGCAGAUAACACAUAUAGCAGGAGAUAUUAACAUCAUGCUUCCCAGAAAUGUCUUUUCAGAAAAAUAUGGGCUUCCCAGCUCCCCACAGUGGCUUGCAACUACUCAUUCUGCCACCUGCCAGGCAUGAGAUUGCCAUUCUCUUGGAGGUGGAGGGAAGUGGUGGUUAAUAUCCUCCUGCCCCAUCUUAAGUCCACCUCUCUACCUGACGGUGUUAGACUUGAGCAGUGUGCUCACCUACUUAGCAGGUGCUAGUGGCAGGCAUAAACGUUAUGGGGUAACAUUUCUGAGUGUUUAAUGCAAGACUGGGUGAAGCAGGGUAACCUCUUUCAGCAGGUCCAGAUAUUAAGCUGAUAAGAGGUAUAUUUCUGCGUGUCGCUCCUUGAUCUAAGAUUCUGUAUUCUCACAAUAUCAAUGCAGCAAGAUUAUUGUUUUUUGACUUUCUAAAACAUUUCUUGCAACGCUGGGAGAAAACAAAACAAUCUUAUCAUAGUUACUAUUUAAACUACAUAAUGAGGGGAUGGUAUUGUUCUAUUUAAACAAAUUAAGGUACUCCACGUUCUUCCACCAAUUGAAUGUUUUGUUUCUUGUACGUGAUUUUUAAAAAUAACAUAUUUAAUGAUUGCUUUCUAUCUACCAGUCAUUGUGAUACAUGUAAAAUGAAUUGUCUCACUUAACAUUCAAAAUAGCCACAUGAGGUAUGAACGACAUUAUUCUUUCCCAUUGUACAAAUUAGGAAAAGGAGGCUUACAGAAGUUCAUUUGCCUGGGAUUCCACAAUUAAUAUGUGCAGAGAUGGGAAACCCAUCCAGAUUUGUUUGACAGAAACUUUAUUCCAAAUUUCCUCCAAAGCUGUCAAAAAACCCCACACCAAAUGAUGAUAUUGUUUUAGCCCACAUAUAGCAUACGGACAAUUAUAAUGUUGGGUGCAUAGGAAAAUGUUUAAUAAGUGUUCUUUUAAUGAUGAUUGGAUACCCAAAUUUUGGGUGCAGUUGGCCUGUUCACACGUAUAACUUGACGUAGAAGACGAUUCUUCAUUCAGAGGUUAAAAGUCAUUUUUUAAAAAGGCACAGAAAAAUGGUACUCUCAUUCUGUUUGUGCUGUUAAUAAACACCAGUAUUAGUAAUUACUCUUAAUGUAACGACUUCCUUUUGAAUAAUUUUUAUAUUUUCUUAUGUUUCUUACCAUAUUUACAUAUAUCAUCUACCUUUUAGAAUUUCAAGGAAAUUUCAGAGACUAAUUCCAGGUCCCUGUAUUGCAACAGAAUCUAUCUUAUACAAUAGAAAAAUAAUUUAUUUCUGGCAAAGGAUAUAUUAUAGAAAGAUAAGACCAACCGAGGGCUUUCCUCCAUCAUUUUGUUAUGAAAAUUUUCAAACAUACAGCAAAGUUGACAAAAUUUUAUGUAAAUACCCAAAUACCAACCACAUGGAUUCUGAGUUUCACACUGCAUGUUUUGUUACUUAUCUGUCCAUGUUACUUUUAUGAUUCAUUUCAAAAUAAAUUCACAUCAGCGUACUUUCCCCUAAUACUUCAACAUGCAUAUCAGUUUAAUAUUGUUUAGUUUUUUAAAUUUUUGAUGUACACUUACAUGCAACAAAGUGCACAAAUGUUAGGUAUAAAUUUGCUGAGUUUUUACAAAUGCAUACACCUCUGUAACCCAAACGCUUUACAAAACUAAGAACAUUGCAAUCAUCCCAGAAAGUUUCCUCAUGCCUCUUUCCGGUCAGUUCUACCCCACCUAAUAGGGUUUAUAUGCUGUCCUGAGUAUUUUGCCUCACAGAUUAAAUUUGCCUAUCUAAAACUUUAUAUAAAUGAUUUCAUACGCAGCAUAAUGCUUUCACUCCACAUAUUUUUCAGAUUAAUUCAGGUUGCUUGUAUCUAUCAGUGGUUCAUUCCUUUUUAUUGCUGAGUAUUCUUUUGUAUGAAUAUGUCACAGUUUGUUUUUUCAGUUUUCCUGUUCAUGGACACCUGGGCUGUUUCUGUUUUUGUUUGUUUUUAACUGUUAUGA